GUUGAUAACUAACGUAUUUUCGCGGACGACACAACAGAUCGCUUUCUGAAGUAGUUCAGAUAAAGCCCACAAAAACAUCCAGAUUGAUAUUUUCGGCAAAAAUAAAUAUCAAACUAAAAAUAUAUUUAUAUUUACACACACAGAAUGUACUUGAGAAAUUUGACCAAGUUUUUGUAAAUUCUUGCAAAGUCCAAACCGCCAGAAUAAUCGUGAAGGUACAAGUGUCGUGUUUUUUCGUCCCCGGCUGUUCCAGGCGAAUUGUCAAAUUUACUACGGAGACAACAGACAACAGAGAACGGAGUACGGAUUCUUUGAGACUCGCGCGCGUAUCUCUUAUCAGGAGUCGACCAGGCACUCAUCAAGUGAAAGUUGCCAGUUAUCGGGGUGUACGGUGUGGGAAACUACGGAACGGAGAAAGUAGAAUACUAAACGCAAAACAAAUAAAUAACGCACUGAGGAGAAUAAACAAAAGUGAGAGAGCAAAAGAAAUCGCACAAUAAAAAGCAACGCGCCCUAAAAACAAAUUUGUGAUAUGUAUUUGAACAUAUUCAUUGUGAAAGUGAAUUAAAUACGCGGACAAGCGUUUCAAUUAAGCGAAAACCGGAAACGAAAAAAUCACCCAAAAAUGUAUGGCUUCGUUAACUACGCCCUGGAGCUGCUGGUUCUGAAACACUUUGGCGAGGAGCUAUGGGAGAAGAUCAAAAAAAAGGCCAUGGUCAGCAUGGAGGGACAGUUUCUGGUGCGACAAAUUUACGACGAUGAAAUAACAUACAAUCUAAUUGGAGCAGCUGUUGAGAUACUCAAUAUACCCGCUGAUGAUAUUCUGGAACUGUUUGGCAAGACCUUCUUUGAGUUCUGCCAGGACUCGGGCUACGACAAGAUCCUGCAAGUGCUUGGAGCCACGCCGCGUGAUUUCCUGCAGAACCUGGAUGCCUUGCACGACCAUCUGGGCACCCUGUACCCCGGCAUGCGGGCUCCCUCCUUUCGGUGCACGGAGAAGGACGGCGAGCUGCUGCUGCACUACUACUCGGAGAGGCCUGGCCUGGAGCACAUCGUCAUCGGCAUAGUUAAGGCCGUUGCAUCGAAGCUCCAUGGCGUCGAGGUGGAAAUCGACAUUGUAAAACGCAAAGGAGAGCCCAUCGACGAGGCCGAGAAGCUGCGCGCCCUCGCCCGCGAGCAGCAGCAGUUGGAGACGGACGCGGCGACAGCCGCUGCGGCGGCCCUCGCUCCUCCCACGGAUGCCGAGCGAAACAAUAAUCACAAUCCCAGCAGCAAUAAUGGCCUGGCCAACAACAGCAACGGUGCCAACGUUAACCUCAACAACAACAACGAUGGUCAAGAGAAUGCCAGCGAGACAGAACCCUCCAUUGCACUACCGGGCGGACCCGUGCCACAGGACAGCUUCGAUUGCGACGGCGACAAGGAGCAGAAGUGCCUGCGGCUCCUGAAGAACAAGAGCGACGACAUCGAGCGCUACGACCAUGUGCAGUUCGUCAUCAGGGAGAUCAAUGUGGCGGACAAGUCUCAAGUGGAUGCCAAGAAGGAUGAGGUGCCCGAUGACAUGGAGUUUCUGUGCGAAGCGCCCCUCAUAUCGCCCGCCACAUUCUGCAAGGUGUUCCCCUUCCACCUGAUGUUCGAUAGACAAAUGAGAAUUGUUCAAGCUGGGAAGGCUGUCUCUCGUGUAAUACCCAGAGUGGCCGAGGAGAACUGCUCCCUGAUAGAAGUGGUGGAGGCCAUCCGGCCGCAUCUCCAGCUCAACUUUGAGAACAUUCUCUCCCACAUAAACACCAUCUAUGUGCUGCAGACACGACAGGGGGCCAUGAGCAGCCGGCACGAGCAGCGCUUUCUGAGACUGAAGGGACAAAUGAUGUACAUACCGGAAACGGAUCGCAUAUUGUUUCAGUGCUAUCCGAGUGUCAUGAAUCUGGACGAUCUAACCAAGAAGGGGCUAUACAUCUCGGAUGUGCCGCUGCACGACGCGGCCAGGGAUCUGGUGCUGCUCUCCGAGAAGUUCGAGGCGGAGUACAAGCUGACAAAGAACCUGGAAAUGCUCACGGAUAAGCUGCAGCAGACGUUCCGCGAUCUGGAGAGCGAGAAGCAGAAGACCGACAGGCUCCUCUACUCGGUGCUGCCCAAGUCGGUGGCAAAUGAGUUACGACACCAGCGUCCAGUGCCGCCCAAACGCUAUGACUCCGUGACGCUGAUGUUCUCGGGCAUUGUGGGCUUUGGCCUAUACUGUGCGGCCAACACGGAUCCCGACGGGGCCAUGAAAAUCGUGAAAAUGCUUAACGAACUCUACACGGUCUUCGAUGCCCUCACCGACUCGAAGCGUAACCUGAAUGUGUAUAAGGUGGAAACCGUUGGCGAUAAGUACAUGGCCGUGUCCGGGCUGCCGGACCCCUGCGAGGAUCACGCCAAGUGCAUGGCACGCGUGGCCCUGGAUAUGAUGGACAUGGCCAAGAAUGUGAAAAUGGGCUCAAAUCCAGUGCAAAUUACCAUUGGCAUUCACUCGGGCGAGGUCGUGACAGGCGUGAUUGGCAAUCGAGUGCCGCGUUACUGUCUGUUCGGCAACACCGUGAACCUCACCAGCCGUACGGAGACCACAGGCGUGCCCGGCCGCAUCAACGUCAGCGAGCACACCUACAGACUGCUGUGCCAGGCGAUCAACCAGGAUGAUUCAUUUCAUUUGGAGUACCGCGGCCCGGUUAUCAUGAAGGGCAAGCCCACGCCCAUGGACUGCUGGUUCCUGACGCGUGCCACCAGCAGUCUGGGGGCGAGUGGCAGCGGCGCCACAGCCGGCGGCAACGGAAGCCUGGACUCGCCGCUCCUCCAGCCCACCACGCCGACAGGCGCGCCGGGUGCGAGCAGUCAAAGAUUGGGCGCCCAUGCCAGUGUCUCACGUACCUCGUCGGCCGGAGCAGGGCCUGGUGCCGGUGUUGGUGUUGGUGCUGGUUCCGGGGCCGGCGGGGCAGCCAGUGCGACCCCAUUGGACACAUAGGAAAUGUGCAAAGAUUCGUCUUGCUGCUGCUGAAACAUCCUGUAAAGUUGCCACACAGCAAGCGCUACGUGUCUGUGUGUCAGUCUUGUCCGUCUGUCCGUAUGUCCGUCUGUUGGUCUGCCUGUCUGGUCCUGCAAGUCGACCACUUAACCACUUCAUUUCUAUGACUUUGUAUUUGUCCUGCCUGCAUCUGUGUGUCCUGCAUGUGUAUCUGUGUCUGAGUAUCUCUGUGUGUGCUUGUGAUUGUUGCUGGUGGCACGUUGCGGCUGGAGUCAGAGACGUCGGAUCGUGUUGCAAGGUAAUUUAUGUUAAUGCUCUCUGCAGGUCCCACUGCAUUCAGGCCAACCCAAAGAGCAACUCCCAGCUCCCAACGCCCAACCACUUAGGCAAGUCACUUUACAAAUGAUUUACAUUCCUUCAGCUGCCGCACGGCAUACAUCCACCGCAUACACCGUACUCGUAAUUCAUGCCACAUUAUCUGGCUAUUUGCUCGGAUCCAUUGGCAUUAGUUUAAGUUGAAGCCAGGGCCUCGGGCCUUAUCUCGGCAGCAGUUCCAAACAAAUUUUAAUUCCAGCCAUAAAGAGG
Drosophila persimilis is the source of this 3583-nucleotide messenger RNA. It is a transcript of the gene Gycbeta100B, whose product is annotated as guanylate cyclase soluble subunit beta-1. Gene Ontology annotation, molecular function: heme binding; guanylate cyclase activity. The transcript has 17 exons. Gene Ontology annotation, cellular component: guanylate cyclase complex, soluble. Gene Ontology annotation, biological process: response to oxygen levels; cGMP biosynthetic process. Lineage: Eukaryota; Metazoa; Arthropoda; Insecta; Diptera; Drosophilidae. The coding region runs from base 626 to 2998 and encodes 790 amino acids. The record is from RefSeq and is a predicted model, not a curated record.